AUGGCAGUCGCAGGCGAGCUGAUUUACAGUCCUCCUCCUCCACUGUGCCUUUCAUUUUCCUGCUUACAUUCCGGAGAUGCAGAGCCCCCUGUAUUUAAGGCAGUGACUCCAGUUGAGCGGUGGAGGUUUCAGAAGUUGCAGCAAAAACUGAAGCAGCAGCAGCAGCUAAAGAAGCAGAGCAAGAGCGACCACCUGGCGAUGUUUGCGAGACAGACUCAACACCUGAAGCGGUCCCAGAGUGGCACCCGCAAGUUCUCUGAGGAUGAGGAGGAAGAAAGCAGCAGCGACGCCGAGAGCCAGGCUCAGAGAGCCGCCGCCGCCGCCCAGACAGCAAUGGGGAGAGCAGCGACUGGAGUCCUGGAAGAUUCAGACUCGUCCCAGUCGUCGGGGUCCGAAUCUUCUGAGUCGGAAUCGGAGAGACAAUCAGAUGAGGAGGAGUCUGAAGAGGAGUCCGUGGAGGAGCUGGCCGGCUAUUUCCAGCGGAAGUACGGGCGGGGAUGGAGCAGACAACAGGCCCCGGAGGAGAUCCCGGAGCACAUCAGCCAGCAGAGGCUGCUGCCCGGAAUGAAGGACCCCAAGCUGUGGCUGGUGCGGUGCAAGGUGGGCGAGGAAAAAGCCACAGCCUUGACCCUUCUGAGGAAGUUCCUGACCUACCAGAAGACAGACAGCCCCCUGCUGAUCAAGUCCGCGGUGGCCCCGGAGAACCUCAAGGGCUACAUCUACGUGGAGGCUUACAAGGCCAGCCACGUCCUGCAGGCCAUCGAAGGCUUGGUCAGCCUGCGGCAGGGCCGCCUGCAGCAGCAGCAGCAGCAGCAGGUGCCCAUCCGGGAGAUGACCGACGUGCUCAAGGUGCUGUCCAAGGAGGGCCCCAGCCUGCAGCCCAAGAGCUGGGUGCGCGUGAGGACAGGCCUGUACAGGGGUGACCUGGCUCAGGUGUCUCGGGUGGAGCCGGACCAAAGCAGCGUCUCCCUCAAGCUGAUUCCUCGAAUCGACUACGGCCUCCUGGCGGGCGGCCAGCAGCCCCCAGAGGGCUUGGCCAAGAGGCGGAGGUUCCAGCGAAGACCCCCGCAGCAGCUGCUGGAUGCGCACAAGAUUCGCUCUCUGGGAGGCAGGCUGACCUUCGAUGGAGAUUUCCUGGUCUUCGGGGGCAACCGCUACAGCCCCCGAGGCUUCCUGUUGAAGACCCUGAGCGUGUCGCGCGUCCUCCGAGAGGGCGUGAAGCCCACGCUGGCCGAGCUGCAGCAGUUCGAGGAGCGGCCCGAGGCCCUGCAAGCCCUGCAGCUGGCCGCAGAGGACAGCUCCGCGGAGCAGAGCUUCAGGCCCGGGGACAAGGUGGAAGUGAGCGGCGGGGAGCUCGUGCACCUGCGGGGCCGGGUGGUGAGCGUGCAGGGCCCCCUGGUGCGGAUGCUGCCCCAGCACGAGAUGCUGCGCGAGGUGCUGGCGUUCCCCGCCUGCGAGCUGCGCAAGCACUUCGAGGUGGGGGACCACGCCCAAGUGGUCUCGGGCCGCUCCCGCGGCAAGUCUGGCUUCGUGCUGAGGGCCGAGGCCGCCUUUGUCCUGCUCUUCUGCGACCUCAACAAGGAGGAGCUCCGAGUCCUCCCCAGAGACCUGCAGCUGCUCGGGAACACGGCCCCGGCGCUGGACCUGCUCAUGCAGCAGCAACGCUGGGGCCAGCUGGUGCAGCUGCCGUCCAACACGGUGGGCAUCUUCGUGGGCCUGGACGACGCGGACACCUGCCGGGUGCUGGACAUGCAGGGCAAGCUGCAGCUGGUGCGCAGCCAGGCAGUCGCCGACAGGAAGCACAACCCGUUGGCCGUGGCCCUGGACUCGGGCCAGAACGAACUUCGCCCCCGGGCGCUGGUCAGGGUCCUGGAAGGUCCGCACUCGGGCCUCGAGGCCUGCAUCCUCCACCUCUUCCGAGGCGUCGCCUUCCUCCACUCCAAGAAGAUCAUGGACCACGGGGGCCUCUUCGUCUGCAAGACCCGCCACCUCCUGCUCAGCGAGGCCCCACGGGCCAAGGACCUCCCCUCCCGCGACUUGGCGCUGGGCGCCCGCAGCCCUGCUCCCAUCACUGCCAGGCCCCCUGGUGCCCCCGCAGGGCCCAGGGACCCAGCGCUGGGGAGGGCAGCGGGUGCUGGCCCGGGCCAGGGCCGCAGAGUCAACGAUCUGGUGGGUCAGACUGUGCGCAUCUGCCAGGGGCCCUACAAGGGCUACAUGGGGAUGGUGAAGGAGGCCACGGACUCCGUUGCUCGGGUGGAGCUACACACCACGUGCCAGACGAUUUCCGUGCAAUCCCAGAGACUGGUCCGCCUUGGCACCCCGAGCUCCCAAUCCCGUGACUCCACCCCUCACGCCACCCCCAGCUAUGGCUCCCAGACACCCAUCUACAACCUGGGCUCCUUUACCCCCCUGUAUGACUGCAGGACCCCCAAGGCCCAGGGGGACCAAACUCCAGAUUCCAGGGCCUCCUCUCCUCCCAGAAAGUACAGACCAAGCUUCCUCUGGUAG
Molecule: messenger RNA, 2508 nt
Organism: Monodelphis domestica (gray short-tailed opossum)
Lineage: Eukaryota; Metazoa; Chordata; Mammalia; Didelphimorphia; Didelphidae
Source: RefSeq, a predicted model, not a curated record